AUGUCGGACAUGCAGGACGAAGGAUGCGAAGUGAGGGGAGCCCCGGUUUGGGUCUGUAAACCUGCGGACCGCUGCUCAGGGCCGCCCUCCAUAGUCGUCCUCCCCCUGCGAGAGCUCACGGGGCUGUCAGGUAUUUGGAAUUCUUAUGUCAGAGAGGAGCCCAACCACGCACUCAGCAGUGGCCCUGGAGAGGCCAAGUACAUCAAGGAAGUGUGGUUUGGAGUUGUGUCCACGUUAGAAGUGGGUGCUAACCCGAGUCAGAGGGUCCCAGGCAGCGUGUGUGGUGCCUGCGCUGAAGAUGGGACGUUCCGUCAGUACGUGCACGCAGCUUCCUCCCGGCGUGUGUGUGACUCCUCAGGUUACUGGACUCCAGAGGAGGCUGUGGGGCCUCCAGACGUGGACCAGCCCUGUGAGCCGAGCUUGCAGGCCUGGAGUCCCGAGCUCCACCUGUACCAUAUGAACAUGACGGUCCCCUGCCCUUCGGAAGGCUGUAGCCUGGAGCUGCUAUUCCAGCACCCGGUCCAAGCUGACACCCUUACCCUAUGGGUCACCUACCUCUCCAUGGACUCCUCCCAGGCACUCUUUGACACGGAAAUCUUGCUGGAACACCAGGAGUCUGUGCACCUGGGCCCCUUAGACACUUUCUGUGACACCCCACUCACUAUCAAACUGCAUGUGGACGGGAAGGUCUCGGGGGUGAAGGUCUACACCUUUGAUGAGCGGAUGGAGAUUGACGCAGCUCUGCUAACUUCCCAGCCCCAUAGUCCCCUGUGCUCUGGCUGCAGGCCUGUGAGGUACCAGGUUCUUCGUGAGCCCCCAUUUGCCAAUGGCUUGCCCAUGGUGGUGACAAAUCCUCACAGGAAGUUCACGGACGUGGAGGUCACACCUGGGCAGCUGUAUCGGUACCAAGUUCAAGCUGGAGCUGGAACAGAACUAGGAGAAGCCUCGCCUCCGCUGAGCCACAUCCAUGGAGCUCCUUACUGUGGAGACGGGAAGGUGGCAGGGAGCCUGGGAGAAGAAUGUGAUGAUGGGGACCUUCUGAGCGGAGAUGGCUGCUCAAGGGCGUGCCAGCUGGAGGAAGGCUUCCACUGCGCAGGGGAGCCAAGCCUAUGUUACAUAUAUGAGGGAGAUGGGAUAUGUGAACCUUUUGAGAAGGAAACCAGCAUCAUAGACUGUGGCCUCUAUACUCCCAAAGGAUAUGUGGAUCAGUGGGCCACCCAAGCUUAUUCCUCUCAUGAAGACAAGAAGUGUCCUGCUUCCUUGGUAACUGGAGAACCUCAUUCCAUGAUUUGCACGUCAUACCAUCCAGAUUUACCAGAGCACCGUCCUCUCACUGGCUGGUUUCCCUGUGUCACCAAUGGAAACAGACCUCAGGAUAAAAGGAGUGAGCAGACAGAAGGUAGCCUGGAGAGGGAGGAGGAGGUUUGGCUCAAAGUGUGUUUCAGUAGACCAGGAGUGGCCACAACAAUUUUCAUUUUCUUGACAUCUGAUGGCCCGGUACUUGGAGAACAUCGGCGGCCAACAGUGACUGUUCACCUGACUGAUGUCAGUGGGAACAACCACUCUCUUGGAACCUAUGAACUGUCAUGCCAGCAUAACCCGCUGGUUAUCAAUGUGAGCCAUCACCCGAAUGUCCUCUCCCACCGUACCUCCUCAGUGCUGCUGAAUUUCUCAUCCCCAUUGGUAGGCAUCUCAGCGGUGGCUCUAAGGACAUCCUCCCAUAUAAGUUCAUCAACUCUCAAUAGCUGCAUCCCAGAGCACGAGGGACAAAAUCAUCAGGGACAGAGCUGUGUCCACCGGCCCUGUGGGGAGCAGGGCAGCUGUGCGCCAUUGCUGCUUGAUCAUGCGGAUAUGGUGAACUGUACCUCUGGUGGCCCAGGUCACAUGAAGUGUGCUAUCACCUGUCAAAGGGGGUUUGCCCUUCAGGCCAGCAGCGGGCAAUACCUCAGGCCCGUGCAGAAGGAAAUUCUGCUCACCUGUUCCUCUGGGCACUGGGACCGGGCUGUGAGCUGCAUGCCCCUUGAUUGUGGCGUUCCCGACCCAUCUUUGGUGAACUACGCAAACUUCUCCUGCUCAGAGGGAACAGACUUUCUGAAGCGCUGUUCAGUCUCCUGUGUCCCACCAGCCAAGCUCCAAGGACUGAACCCAUGGCUGACUUGUCUUGAAGACGGGCUCUGGUCCCUCCCGGAAGCCUACUGCAAGUUGGAGUGUGACGCCCCCCCUAUAAUCCCGAAUGCCAGCCUGCUCUUGCCUCACUGCCUCCAGGGCAACCAUGACGUGGGCUCCGUCUGUAGAUACGAAUGCAAACCAGGCUACUACGCCGAGCCGAGUGCCGAGGGUAAAGUCAGGAGCAAUUUCCUGAAGAUACAGUGCCUGGAGGGUGGCAUCUGGGAGCAAGGCAGCUGCGUUCCAGUGGUGUGUGAGCCCCCUUCCCCUGUCUUUGAAGGCAUGUAUGAAUGUACCAAUGGCUUUGAACUCAACAGCCGGUGUGUGCUCAGCUGUAACCAGGAAAGCGGAAGGGUUCCUAUCCUCUGCACUAAGGAGGGACUGUGGACUGAGGAGUUCAAGUUGUGUGAGAACCUACAAGGGGAGUGCCCACCACCCCCGUCGGAGCUGAAUUUUGUGGAGUACAAGUGUGAACAGGGAUACGGGAUUGGUGCUGUGUGUUCCCCAUCAUGUGUGAUCCCCCCUAGUGACCCCGUAGUUCUGCCUGAGAACGUCACUGCUGACACGCUGGAGCACUGGAUGGAACCUGUCAAAGUCCAGAGCAUUGUGUGCACUGGACAGCGUCAAUGGCACCCACCCCCCUUCCUCAUCCACUGCAUCCAGUCGUGUGAGCCUUUCCAAGCCGAUGGGUGGUGCGAUACCAUCAACAACCGGGCCUACUGCCACUAUGAUGGGGGAGACUGCUGCUCUUCUACUCUGUCCUCCAAGAAGGUCAUUCCAUUUGCUGCUGACUGUGACCUGGAUGAAUGCACCUGCCGGGACCCCAAGGCUGAAGAAAAUCAGUAACUGUGGGAUCAAGCCCCUCCUUCUACUGCCCUGGAGGCAGUAAGAAAGAGAGGCCUCCACAAAAGGGCACAAAAGGUGAACAGAGAAGAAAGGUCACGAAAUGAAGGAAGGAGGAAGAGCAUGAGGAUCUCAUAGAAUGCAGGAGGAUGUUUCUAGGUGCCGACUAUUGCAUCAAGAAGCCCAAGUAGGGAAGAAUCAUGGGCAAAAGUUUCUUCAAAGGGGCAGUUGAUUAAAAGUGGAAGGAGAAAUAUGAUAGAUAUACACGGACCCUCAUCCCCCAUUUAUAUUCUAUUCAACCCCAUCCCCGCCUCUUGCCCUGCUCCCCACUCUGCACCCUGCCAACUAUUCAGCCCCACCCAACUUGCAAACCAAUACCAAAAUACUAGAAGAGAAGUUGCCAGGGACACUCUGUAACACCCGUUUUGAAUGGAUUGCCAUCUUUCAGGGCUCUUCUGCUCUAAACUGGCUCCCUUUCUUUUGUGUAGUCUCCCUU
Molecule: messenger RNA, 3505 nt
Organism: Lynx canadensis (Canada lynx)
Lineage: Eukaryota; Metazoa; Chordata; Mammalia; Carnivora; Felidae
Product: pappalysin-2
Exons: 19
Coding region: 1-3012 (1003 amino acids)
Source: RefSeq, a predicted model, not a curated record